AUACCUUGUGGUCAAUUAAAAAAACUGAUGAUUUUGUUAAUCAACGGCUAACACUGAAAUCAUCUUGCUGCGGCUAGCUAACACUUCUUCUCCAACCUAAUUAACGGCUCUCUCGUCUCACACUCUCUCUUACUCUCAUUGUCAUUUCUCCAUAGUCCGGUGCCUCUCCUCUGGUUCAGUUCAUUAAUGUUUAUUCGGUGAUUGGCAUCAAACUAGUUGUGUCAAGGACAUGAAAUCCAAAAGAGAACGCGACGGUGAUACUGUAAGUGUCAGUGAAGAUGGGGUUUUCGAUUCUGAUCCAAAACGGCAGAAAGUGAUUUCUCGUUCGUCCCUUUCUUCCUCAAGUCCUCCAACUGCAUCUGAGAACUCUCUUCUUCCCGGUUUUAAUUAUGGCGAUGAGGAUGAAGAUGAGGAAAAUUCGAGGCGACCGCCUUUUAACGGUCUCACAAGACGGAAUGGGGUUCCAGAAGUGGAGGAAGACGAUGAUGAUGAUUACGCACUUGACCAAGGAGGCCAGGUAAAGAGAAGCCGUGACAUCGAGAUUAGAAGGGAUUGCCCGUAUCUGGAUACCGUUAAUCGCCAGGUUUUGGAUUUUGAUUUUGAGAAGUUUUGCUCUGUUUCUCUGUCGAAUUUGAAUGUCUACGCCUGUUUGGUUUGUGGGAAGUAUUACCAAGGAAGGGGGAGGAAGUCUCAUGCAUACACUCAUAGUCUAGAAGCAGGGCACCAUGUAUAUAUAAAUCUUCGAACGGAGAAGGUUUAUUGCCUUCCUGAUGGAUAUGAGAUUAGUGAUCCCUCAUUAGAUGAUAUCCGGCAUGUUCUAAAUCCGAGGUUCACUGAGGAACAAGUUGAACAACUUGACAAAAAUAAGCAGUGGUCUAGGGCACUUGAUGGUUCUGAUUAUCUUCCUGGAAUGGUAGGGCUUAAUAAUAUUAAGGAAACUGAUUUUGUGAAUGUCACAAUUCAGUCAUUGAUGAGAGUAACUCCUUUGAGAAACUUUUUUCUCAUUCCUGAGAAUUAUCAACACUUUAAGUCCCCACUUGUUCAUCGAUAUGGGGAGCUAACCCGAAAGAUUUGGCAUACAAGGAAUUUUAAAGGACAGGUGAGCCCACAUGAGUUUUUGCAGGCAGUUAUGAAAGCCAGCAAAAAGCGUUUUAGGAUAGGGGCUCAGUCAGAUCCAGUUGAAUUUAUGUCAUGGCUUCUAAACACACUGCAUUCAGAUCUUAGAAAUUCAAAGAAAAAUAGCAGUAUAAUUUAUGAUUGCUUUCAGGGAGAAUUGGAGGUUGUGAAAGAGACUCCUAACAAAUCUAUUGCUGAAAAGAAAGAAGAUGGUGAUGAGCUGGAGGGUGUUACUGAGCGCAAUGGCAUUAUCACAGAAACUUACAGAAUGCCAUUCUUAAUGCUUGGACUGGAUUUGCCACCACCUCCUCUUUUCCAAGAUGUGAUGGAGAAAAAUAUUAUACCACAGGUCCCUCUGUUCAACAUUCUGAAGAAAUUUGAUGGGGAGAUGGUCACUGAAGUAGUCCGACCUCGUGUAGCAAGAAUGAGGUAUCGAGUUACCAGAUUACCACAAUAUAUCAUUCUCCACAUGCGGAGAUUUACAAAAAACAAUUUCUUUGUUGAGAAGAAUCCUACUUUAGUUAACUUUCCUGUAAAGAACCUUGAACUGAAGGACUACAUCCCCUUGCCAACACCUAAAGAAAACGAGAGAUUACGCUCAAAGUAUGAUUUAAUUGCCAAUAUUGUUCAUGAUGGAAAGCCCGGCGAGGGUUCCUACAGGGUAUUUGUCCAGAGAAAGUCGGAAGAAUCAUGGUACGCCAUGCAGGAUCUGCAUGUUGAAGAAACGCUUCCACAAAUGGUUGCUCUCUCUGAGACUUAUAUGCAGAUAUAUGAACAACAACUGUAACAUUGGAUUUUUUGAGUUCCAUAAUACUGUUUAGAUGGUUGGGUCAGUUAUAUGACGGCAAAGAAAAGGAAGUUCUAGAUAGUAGUGACUUUUUGGGUGGCUGAUAUAGUUCAGUGUGGUCACUGCCUCACAGCUCUCCACGAAUUUGUUAGUUAGAUCAAGAUUGCAGAGAAAAAGGAUUGGUUGAGCUAUGGGAACAUGAAAUAGAAACAAUUUUCUUUUGGUUUCUACGUCAAACCAUCAAUCUUUUAGAACAUAAAAAUCAUCCGUUCAUAUAAUUCUGUUUAAUUUUUACAAUGCCAUUGUAAUUUUCAAAUGAUGAUGCUACUACUGCACAGUUGGUUUUUAAGCAACAAUAACAAGUAAUAAUAUUUAUAAGUAAUCUACUUAUAUGUA
This is a messenger RNA of Humulus lupulus (European hop), 2299 nucleotides long. RefSeq lists its product as uncharacterized. NCBI's taxonomy places the organism in Eukaryota, Viridiplantae, Streptophyta, Magnoliopsida, Rosales, Cannabaceae. The transcript has 10 exons. Gene Ontology annotation, biological process: mRNA processing; spliceosomal complex assembly; protein deubiquitination. Bases 230 to 1903 code for a protein of 557 amino acids. The record is from RefSeq and is a predicted model, not a curated record. Gene Ontology annotation, molecular function: cysteine-type deubiquitinase activity; zinc ion binding.